GGCUGGCGCCACUGCUCCCAUAGAUCCCGGGAGUGCCUGCCUGCCUGGGCCACCCUGCUCAGGGGUUUCCGCCAGCCCAGGCGGCGCCUCGGUGGCGUGUGGGCGUUGCUGGCACGCUGACAGGCAACCUCUGGCUGCCCUGCCCUGCCACAGCUGUGACCCCAGGCUUCCAGGCCUGCUGGAGUGGGUGGAAGGAGGUGCUCCGUCCCAGCCUCUAACCCUGGGGCCGCCACAGGUGGGGGCUGUGGUGAGGAGAUUGCAGUCUCUGCCAGGCCAGGAAGGGGCCUGGUCCUUGCUGACCUGUGUUCUGGCAGGUAGACGGUGGGCAGGGCUCCCAGCCUGUCUUUGGAAAGCCAGUAGGGUACUUCCAUGAGGUUCUGAGAUGGGGCAUUCGAACUGGCCAGGAUGGACCUGCCUCUUACCCUUGGGGCUUCUCCAUGGGGAUGGGGGACAGGAGUUAGCGCCAUCUGGAUGGAGGAGGCGGGUCGAGGCCAGCCUAGCUCCGCCCUGUGCCAGGGCCAAGGCCUCAUAUACCAGCCGGGCUCUGAUGUCAGAACUGCUCACCCCAGUCGGGUCAGCGUAGUCCUGCUGUGUGACCACAACAGGCUCCCAGCCCUGAAGGCUGAGACCCUAGAGGGACCAGAAGCCCCGAGGCUUGGCACCACCUCAUCAGCAAACCAGGUGAGUUGGGUAGGGUCAGGCCAGGGGACCUUCUGUUAGCAGUCAGGGAAGGCCAGGGGACUGAGAGCUGGACCACGCUCCCAGAGAGUGUGGGGGAGAAUUCACAACCCAGACAGGGUGGGCGCCUGCUUUUGCUGGCGGCUCUGACCCCAGGUGCCAGCUCCCUGGCUGCCUCCCUCCCACUCCUAGUCCACUUGUCUGGGCUAUGGGCAGGGCCAUGACCCUGCGGGCCCUGCUCUGGGCACUGGGGGCUGUCCAAGCCACAGCUCUGCGCAUCGGGGCCUUCAACAUCCAGAGUUUCGGGGACAGCAAAGUGACUGACCCGGCCUGCGGCAGCGUCAUUGCACAGAUCCUGGCUGGGUACGAUGUGGUGUUGGUGCAGGAGGUACGAGACCCGGACUUGAGUGCCGUGUCUGUGCUCAUGGAGCAGAUUAGCAGCGUGUCCAAGCAUGAGUAUGACUUCGUGAGCAGCAAGCCCCUGGGUCGGGACCAGUACAAGGAGAUGUACCUGUUUGUCUACAGGAAGGGCGCAGUGUCUGUAGUGGACACGUACCAGUACCCAGACCCAGAGGAUGCCUUCAGCCGGGAACCCUUUGUGGUCAAGUUCUCUGCACCCCGCUCUGCUGCCCGGGAGUUGGUACUGAUCCCACUGCACGCUGCACCACACCAGGCCGUGGCCGAGAUCGACGCGCUGUACGACGUGUAUCUAGAUGUGAUUGACAAGUGGGGCACUGACGACAUGCUGUUCCUGGGCGACUUCAACGCUGACUGCAGCUACGUGCGGGCACAGGACUGGGCCUCCAUCCGGCUGCGCAGCAGUGAGGUCUUCAAGUGGCUCAUCCCAGACAGCGCUGACACCACCGUGGGCAACUCAGACUGCGCCUACGACCGCAUUGUGGUGUGUGGUGCGCGCCUGCGCAGGAGCAUCAAGCCCCAGUCAGCCGCUGUGCACGACUUCCAGGAGGAGUUCGGCCUGGACCAGACUCAGGCUCUGGCCGUCAGUGACCACUUUCCUGUGGAGGUGACCCUCAAGUUCCACUGAGAGCUCUAGGCCGGGCCAGGGCAUGCCCCCUGCAGACUCUGGCCACGGGGGCAAGGGCAGUUGUGUGUGGAAGGCUACGGGACCGUGAGGAUCUCUGGGCUCCUCAUUCACGGGCACCUGCCUCCCAAGGUUGCUGG
Ochotona princeps (American pika) is the source of this 1860-nucleotide messenger RNA. It is a transcript of the gene DNASE1L2, whose product is annotated as deoxyribonuclease 1 like 2. The transcript is spliced from 7 exons. Gene Ontology annotation, cellular component: nucleus. The record is from RefSeq and is a predicted model, not a curated record. Lineage: Eukaryota; Metazoa; Chordata; Mammalia; Lagomorpha; Ochotonidae. Gene Ontology annotation, molecular function: DNA nuclease activity. Bases 887 to 1723 code for a protein of 278 amino acids. Gene Ontology annotation, biological process: DNA catabolic process.